GUUUAGUGUAGAAGGCUGUAUUAAUGACUACACCUUAGUAGUAGCAGUAGAAAAGAGGAAGAAUAAAGAAAUAGAAAGAGGAUAAAGUGAUAUUUUGUUUCGUCAACGAAUAUUACAGAAUUAAAACGUCAAUUGUGGUGGUAUGGUAUACUUUUACUCGCAUACACGUCCAAGAAUAUACAGUAAUACACGUAGAUACAAGUCGUGGAACAAUCAGCUGCAAAAAAUAAAUUUAUUUAUUAAACUCCGGCAUAUAUAAUAUUUAAAAUAUACGUAAUAUAUAUUACUACGUGCAACAAGGAUAUAAAUAUAUAUUUUCCUGAAUAUUAUCCGACUGGUGUAUGGGUUUGCGUCAUUUGUGAAUUGUAUCCUCAAGCUCUUGGAUGAGUUGGUAUGGUUUUAAAUGUGUGUGACGCAUCAACGAAAAAUUGCAAGCUGGCACCGUAGACCCACGUAAGAAAAGCUUUCUGUUCUCCAGGACUUGUUUUGCCGAGCGACAGUUUACUUGAAGAAUAACAAAUAAAUAAAUUUAUUUUUGGAGAUACGAGCGUUUUAUUAUUUAUAAUGAAUAAGACGUGUGCCCGGUGUGAAAAAACUGUGUAUCCCAUCGAGGAACUCAAGUGUCUGGAUAAGAUAUGGCACAAGCAGUGUUUCAAGUGCCAAGGAUGCAAUAUGACCCUCAAUAUGAGGACUUACAAGGGUUUCAACAAACAACCUUACUGCGAGGCGCAUAUACCAAAAGCCAAAGCGACAACAAUGGCUGAGACACCAGAACUGAAACGCAUCGCCGAGAACACAAAGAUCCAGAGUAAUGUUAAGUAUCACGCGGAAUUCGAGAAAGCCAAGGGUAAAUUUACACAGGUAGCCGACGACCCAGAGACGCUGAGGAUCAAACAGAAUAGUAAAAUAAUAUCUAACGUCGCGUAUCACGGGGACCUUCAAAAAAAAGCUAUUAUGGAGCAGAAGAGAACGAUGACCGGAGAAAAUGACGAACAAAUAGAGUAUGUAGAAUAUACAGACGGUUCAAUAGCACCUGCAAGCAGUGUUAUUAACGCUAACGCUAACGUUAAUGCUAACGCUAACAUUGCAAUGCCAGUGAGAACAGUAAGUCCUGUUCAAAAAACUCCCGGAAAAAUAGCUGACUAUGAUCCAAUAACUGAGGCUAGACCCAGUCCGUACUCGGCUAGACAAGCAGCUACUACUGUUAUUUAUACCAGUGAUAAGGGCGCAGUAACAAAUCCACCGACAAGAAAAAUAGGAUCUGUUGCUGACAUAGAUCCAGUCAAUGAGUAUUACGGAUCUUUAACGCCUGGUAUUAAUAAUAAUCAUGUUCCACAACAGCAACAGCCGCACCCGCCUCCGGUACAAGCUAAUACUUUGAGAGUUUAUCGCGCAUUGUACGAUUACGAAGCACAAGAUGUAGAUGAAGUGAGCUUCUGCGACGGUGACCUGAUUCUCAACUGCACGGCAAUCGACGAGGGCUGGAUGACGGGUCUUGUACAACGAACCGGACGUCACGGAAUGUUGCCAGCUAAUUAUGUUGAACCAGCCCAUAUUUAAUAUAUUAUUAUAAUAUUUAAUAAUAUUUUAUAUUAUCAAACAAUAGACAUUCACAACGAUUUGAUUUAUCCGACAAAUAUUGUCUUUGUAAACAUUGCGAUCGUUUAUUUACACUGAUUACUAUUAUUAAUGUGGAUUUAAUACGAGAAAGAUAAAAGAAACAAACAAAUACUAUAAAGAACACGAAUUAAUAAUUGUCAUUAUAUUGAGGGACCACAUAUAUAUUUUCUUAUAAAUGUGUACACUUUGUUGUUGCGUAAUAUUGAUAUAUGAUUCAGGAGAUUAUUAAUUAUUAAUUAAUAGUUGAUAGUUAAUUAUAAAAACAGUGCCUUUUAUAAAUUUUUAGAGCAUUUAUAUACUAUUAAAUCAUUCCGUAAUCUUCCAAUUGUUUCGACAAUCAUAAAUAUUAUUAUUAUAUUAAAUAAAAUAAAUUAGUUACUUUUUUUUUUCAAGAAUGUUGAGUUUUAAAUACAGAGUACUCAUUAUUGUUUAAAUAAUAUUUUUUCAUAAAUAUAAACGCCAUGAGUAUUUUACUGCUCAUUAGCCUGAAUGUUUAAAUGUUAAUUUUUAAAUAAUUGAAAAGUGUUAAAAAUUGCUAGAUUUUAAUACAGUUAUAACACGUAUUACAAUUUAUAUUUGAUAGAAAGCUUAGAACUAAAAUAAUAAUUAAUAUUACGGUCUAGACGAUUUGUAAAUUAAUAAAACCACGACAAUUGUCGGAUUUUGCCUUUUAAAUAAUAUUAGUAAUAAUUAAAAAAAAUAAUAAAUGAAUAUUUAAAAAAUAAAAAGUAUUUUUUGAUUAAUAUUUAA
Cotesia glomerata is the source of this 2370-nucleotide messenger RNA. RefSeq names its product LIM and SH3 domain protein Lasp. Lineage: Eukaryota; Metazoa; Arthropoda; Insecta; Hymenoptera; Braconidae. Bases 565 to 1560 code for a protein of 331 amino acids. The record is from RefSeq and is a predicted model, not a curated record. The transcript has 7 exons. Gene Ontology annotation, cellular component: focal adhesion. Gene Ontology annotation, molecular function: actin filament binding.